Molecule: messenger RNA, 357 nt
Organism: Ostreococcus lucimarinus CCE9901
Lineage: Eukaryota; Viridiplantae; Chlorophyta; Mamiellophyceae; Mamiellales; Bathycoccaceae
Exons: 1
Biological process (GO): P450-containing electron transport chain
Cellular component (GO): mitochondrion
Molecular function (GO): 2 iron, 2 sulfur cluster binding
Source: RefSeq, a predicted model, not a curated record
AUCGAGGUGACGUUCGUCGAGCGCGACGGUGAGCGACGCGCGGUGCGCGGAUUGAUUGGCGAGAACCUGCUGGAGACGGCGCACCGGCACGACGUCGAGCUCGAGGGCGCGUGCGAGGGCUCGCUCGCGUGUUCCACGUGCCACGUCGUGUUCGAGGACGAAAAAGUGUUCGAGACGCUGCCGGAGGCGUGCGACGACGAGAACGACAUGUUAGAUUUGGCGUACGGGUUGACGGCGACGUCGAGGUUGGGGUGUCAGGUGACGCUGGAGCGCGGAGCGUUGGAGGGAUGCGUCGUGAUUUUACCGCGCGCGACGCGGAAUUUCGCGGUGGACGGGUUCGUGCCGAAACCGCACUGA